Rasamsonia emersonii CBS 393.64 is the source of this 1065-nucleotide messenger RNA. Its product is annotated as Endonuclease/exonuclease/phosphatase family protein. The record is from RefSeq and is a predicted model, not a curated record. Bases 1 to 1065 code for a protein of 354 amino acids. Gene Ontology annotation, biological process: double-strand break repair. Lineage: Eukaryota; Fungi; Ascomycota; Eurotiomycetes; Eurotiales; Trichocomaceae. The transcript has 2 exons. Gene Ontology annotation, molecular function: single-stranded DNA binding; 5'-tyrosyl-DNA phosphodiesterase activity. Gene Ontology annotation, cellular component: PML body; cytoplasm.
AUGUCUCGCAGCAUCCCAGCAUCGCUAUCAUCCCUCGAAUCAAAACACAGCCGAUCAUGGGUUCUAAACGAGCCCUUUGCGCAGCCCUUCUAUCGGUUCGAGAAGAAUGGGAGAAGAUGGGUGCCUGUUCCAGUACAAGUACAACAGGUACAGCAGGUACAUGACAACGACACAGCAGGCGCAGCAUCAGCAUCGUCACUGCCAUCCAAAUUCCGGCUCAUCACAUGGAAUAUCGAUGCGCAGGUUCCACACGCCGAGGAGCGUAUGGCCGGCGCUCUCACGCAUCUGGAGAAGCUCUACAGACAGACUACUUCUACUACUACUACGGCGGACACUCCCGUCGUGAUCUUCCUGCAGGAAAUGCUGCCGUCCGAUCUCCAGCAGAUCAAACAGGCGGGUUGGGUGCGAGAGCAUUUCCACGUCACUGAUCUGACGCCCGAAUUCUGGGAGAGCCCGUACUAUGGCACGACCACGUUGGUUGACAAGCGGCUUGUCGUGCAGCGCGUGUUCCGGGUGCACUACUGCGACACGAGGAUGCAGCGUGAUGGGCUGUUUGUGGAUGUUUUGGUGGGAGCGGAUACUCGGGGUACAGCUAGCGGUGCUGGAGUAGAACCGCUUCUUCUGCGUCUCUGCAACACCCAUCUCGAAAGCCUCGUCUCCAACCCUCCUCUUCGACCGAAACAGAUGAAACUAGCAUCGACAUUCAUGCACGGCUCUGGAUCCGUCAAUGGCCUUCCCCCGCCUCACGCAGCCGCCCUCGCCGGCGAUCUCAACGCCUUCGCGCCCGAAGACCGCACCGCGCCCAUCGAAUGCGGUCUGCAGGACGCCUUCCUCGUCCUCGGCGGCAGGGACGAUACCGACGAGGCCUACACCUGGGGCCAGCAGGUACCCGAGGAGUUGCGCCGGCGGUUCGGCUGCAGCAGGAUGGACAAGGUCCUGUUCUGUGGAGGGCUGCGAGUGACCGGUCUGGAGAGGAUUGGGGAGGGAGUCAAGGUCAAAGCUCGCGGCGAGGAAGUUUGGGUUACGGAUCAUUUGGGUUUGAUGGCUGAUUUUACUGUAACGUGA